AAAUAAUAAUAAUAAAAGAUCGAAUAAUCUGCCCUUUAUUUUUUUCUUAUAUUUUUCUAAAAAAAAACAAAACCAAAAAAAAAAAAUUUGCUCUUUUCUUUCUCUUUUAUAACAUGUCAACAAAUACAACAGAGUUACCAAAUAUAGGUUCAGUGACAGCAUAUAAUAUUAACGAUGGUGACACUGGUUGGGUUAUGAUUUGUUCAGCACUUGUCUUUUUAAUGUCACCUGCUCUAGGUUUUUUUUAUGCAGGUCUUGCAAGAGCAAAAAACGCUUUAUCUUUAAUGUAUUUAACAGUUAUGUCAGUAGCUAUCGUUUCCUUUCAGUGGUAUUUAAUUGGAUACUCGCUUACAUUUUCUAAUACUGGAACACCUUUUAUUGGAGAUUCAAAGCAUUUCUUGUUAAGAGGUGUAGGAAAAGCACCUCAUUUAACUGGAGAAACAAUUCCCGCAUCCGCAUUCAUGUUGUUUCAAUGCAUGUUUGCCGCUAUCACACCAGCAUUGGCAUUUGGAUCUGCCGCGGAACGUAUGUCGCUAGGUCCUGCUACUUUAUUUAUUUUUCUUUGGACAACUUUAGUUUAUGAUAUUAUUACAAAUUGGGUUUGGAGCAGUACAGGCUGGCUUUACAAAUUAGGUGUGAUGGAUUAUGCAGGUGGAACUCCUGUUCAUAUUUCUAGUGGUUUAGCAGCAGUCGCUUAUGCUAUGGUUGUUGGUAAACGUAGAGACUAUAAUGAAAAUGUGAAUACACCCCACAAUGUAUCCUUUGUGUUCUUAGGCUUAGCUCUUAUGUGGUUUGGCUGGUUGGGAUUUAAUGCCGGUAGUGCUUUAGCCGCUAAUGCCCGUAGUGUUCAUUCCCUCAUUUGUACUCACCUUUCAGCCUGUACAGCUGCUAUAGUCUGGGUCCUAAUGGAUUAUCAACAUACUCGUAAAUGGAGUAUUAUUGGUCUUUGUACAGGUGCCGUUGCUGGUCUUGCUACGAUUACUCCUGGUUCAGGCUUUGUCUCUCAAAGCAGUUCUCUUGCCUUUGGAGCCUUUGGAUCCAUUAUCUCGAACAUUAUCAUUCGUUACAAACAUCGUCUAGGAUUUGAUGAUGCUCUUGAUGUCUUUGCUGUUCAUUACAUUGGAGGACUUGUGGGGCUUGUGUUAACCGGUAUCUUUGCCCAACGAUGGGUGAUUGCACUUAGUUAUCCUGAUAAUACGCCACUCGAUUCUAUACCACUUGGUGGCUGGCUAGAUGGUAAUUGGAUUCAAGUACCUGUCCAGCUAGCUGCUAUUGCCAGUGUAUCUGCGUGGUCCUUUGUGAUAACGUAUAUUAUCUUGGUCGUCUUGAACAAGUUCCCCUUCUUGAAAUUAAGAUUAGCAGAUGAAGAUGAAAUUAUUGGUACUGAUUGGGCUGAGAUGGGUGAGCGUGCCUAUGGCUAUUUACCAAUGGAUGAAGAGCAGGCUCGUAUCCAACAAAUGGAGGAAGAAAACAGAUGUCGUUUAGAAGAAGCUGAAGAGGCUGCGAUAGAGCAUGGUCGUGAAGUCAAUUUAGAUGAGCAUGUAAAUGGCACUUUAAAUAGACAAGUCCGCAAUCCUAGUGGAAUUGAUUUACAUCUUCAUACUGUACCUUCAAGUACAUCCACUGCACGACGUAUUGGUGGUGGCUUUAACUUGCGUCACUUAAUAAUGGCUAGAAAGAAAUCAAAGAGGACUCAUAAUGCAUCCGUUGGCGGUGCGUUUAGUAUGGAAGAACCUGUUAUAUUAAAUUAUGGACAAAAUGAAAAAGAAAUGGGUGGAAGCUUGUCAAAGGAAUUAGAUGCUGCCACUCGUCCUCCAACAGAAAAAUUACAUCAGACUCAAUCACAUCAGUCAAGUGCGCAUGAAUUACAAGAUAUAACGCAUCAGUCUACACCGAAUUUCUUUUAUUAUGAUCUAGAUGAAGCUGGACCAAGUACUACGGCUACAAAUAGCGGACAAAAUACACCCACUAAUAUCGAGGAUUUAGAGGAAAAAAAAACAUAUAAAUAAGAAUAGUAAUAAUAGUACUAAUAAAUAAAUAUAUGCAAUAAUUAUAUACAUACAAUAUAUAUAUAUGUAUAAAG
Cokeromyces recurvatus is the source of this 2083-nucleotide messenger RNA. Its product is annotated as ammonium transporter AmtB-like domain-containing protein. The coding region runs from base 114 to 2009 and encodes 631 amino acids. The transcript has 10 exons. Gene Ontology annotation, biological process: ammonium transmembrane transport. The record is from RefSeq and is a predicted model, not a curated record. Gene Ontology annotation, molecular function: ammonium channel activity. Gene Ontology annotation, cellular component: plasma membrane. Lineage: Eukaryota; Fungi; Mucoromycota; Mucoromycetes; Mucorales; Mucoraceae.